Messenger RNA from Rubroshorea leprosula, 738 nucleotides. The record is from the annotation of a GenBank genome assembly. Lineage: Eukaryota; Viridiplantae; Streptophyta; Magnoliopsida; Malvales; Dipterocarpaceae.
ACAAUUGACACGGCUAUUUAUACGCACCUUAUGUAGAGAAGCUGAAGCUAAGCACCGCGAAAAAUGGCAACGCAACAGAUUGCGUCCCACAGAGAAAAUGCAGAGAUCUACCAUGGGGCGGCGCUCUGCAAGCAGAAAUCGAUCGAGCUCCUCCAGGAGAUCAACCUCCCCAAGGGCCUCCUCCCUCUAAACGACCUCGUCGAAGUCGGCUACAAUCGCACCACCGGCUUUGUCUGGCUCAAGCAACAGCGCGGCAUCGAGCACCGCUUCCGGCCCAUCAGUCGCACCGUCUUUUAUGAUAGUGAAGUCACCGCCUUCGUGGAGGAGCGCCGGAUGCGGAAGCUGACUGGAGUCAAGAGCAAGGAGCUCUUGAUCUGGGUUACCAUUUCUGAUAUCUACAUCGACGAGAGGAAUCCGACCAAGAUCACUUUUGCUACCCCGGCGGGGCUGGGCAGAUCUUUUCCGGUGUCGGCGUUCGAGGAAGAGGAAGGGCAAGAGAAGAAAUGACUGCAGCGACUGCCGACACGGCUGCAUUUCAUAAUAAGGAAAAAUUGAAAGGGGAUCGCUAUAAUUGCUAGUUGCUUCUGUUAGGGAUUCUAAAUAAUUUAUGUUCUAUGGAUUUUAAUCGGAAAAUUUGUUAAUUUUUAGGAUACAUCGUAUCUCAAUUGUCUUCUUUCUUCUUUUUAAUGUUAAGUAUUAAUUUUGGGAAAAAAAUUGCAGUAAAUCAUUCUGAAAAUU